CUGCAUAUGACGUCAGACAUCACUUUACAACACGGAUCUUUCAUUGACAGCAGCAGCAGCCGGCAAGAUUCCCGUUACACUGCAUUGCCUUGUGAGCUCCAAACAAAUACUUCAUAUUCAUCAACACCUCAAUGAUAUUAACAGCACACGGUAAUUCUAAGUCAUGGAGGGGGGAAGCUAUGGAUAUUCGCGGGACUAUUUUGACCGCUUCAUUCAGAGCCAGGACUCAUCUGUAGUGAACAAGUUCCAGCAGAAAUACUGGAAGACAAAACAGACACUCAUCAAAGUGACCGGGAAGAAAGAGGACGAACAUGUGGUGGCCUCAGAUGCAGACCUGGAUGGUAAACUUGAGGUGUUCCACUCAGUCCAGAGAACAUGCAUGGAGCUUCUCAAGGUGAUUGAGCAGUACCAAAGGAGAAUCUGUAUGCUGUCCCAGGAAGAGAAUGAGCUGGGUCGCUUCUUACGCUCACAAGGGUCCCAGGACAAAACCAGGGCUGGGAAGAUCAUGCAGGCUACAGGGAAAGCUCUGUGCUUCUCCUCUCAGCAACGAGUGGCACUGCGUAGUCCACUGUGUCGGCUCUACCAGGAGGUGGAGACGUUCCGCUACAGGGCCAUCUCGGACACAUGGCUCACAGUGAACCGCAUGGAGCAGUCCAGAACAGAGUACCGUGGAGCCCUGCUGUGGAUGAAGGACGUGUCCCACGAGCUGGACCCAGACACACAGAAACAGAUGGAAAAGUUCCGGAAGGUGCAGGCGCAAGUUCGGUUGACAAAGACAAGUUUUGACAAAUUGAAGAAUGAUGUUUGUCAGAAAGUGGAUUUACUUGGAGCUAGUCGAUGCAACCUCCUGUCACAUGUCUUAACAACCUACCAGACCACUUUGUUGCACUUCUGGGAGAAAACAUCCCACACUAUGGCAGCCAUUCAUGAGAGCUUCAAAGGGUGCCAGCCUUAUGAGUUUUCAACACUAAAGACUCUUCAGGACCCCAUGGAUCAGCUGUCCAAUCACGGGCCAAAGAAGAGAGAGAAGAAGAGAGCCAAGGUCAAGGCAGAGGAGGGGGAGGCCAAUCAGACUGCAGAUGACCUCCUGGUUUCAGUAGAUGACGAGAAUCAUAACGAGACAGGUUUAGAUGACCUGCUGUGUGACACUCCAGAGAAGGACGGCAUUGCCCUGCUGAACGAGAUACUCAACAGCACGUCCCUGGAGGAGAGCGACUUCUCGCGCGAGUGGCGCGACGUGUUCGGAGAGGGGGAGCUGACCGAUAGCCCGUCUGAAACGGGACAGUGCCCGUCUGAAGACCCCGCCUCCUUCUUCCUUCCAUCCCACCUGCUGGACCAGAACAUGAACAGUCUCCAGUCUCCCGCCACAGGGGAGAGGAUGACCGGCACAGAUUGGGCCACGGACAUUCCACAGCCCGUCUCCACGGCGGCGGAGCAGUCAUCUGGAGCCAAUCAGAACUCCUCCAGGCCCGCAGCGAGAGAAAUGCCUGAAAGCUCCAAGGACCUCUCAGCCUGGUUCAACCUCUUUGCUGAUCUGGACCCCCUCGCAAACCCAGAUGCAAUUGGGAGAACAGACAAGGAGCAGGAGCUGAUGAAUGCCUAGAUGCUUCCGUACAACGCUCUGGGUUACUGGUCAGUCAAACUGUUUAGGUGGCAUAAGUGAACACUAUCCCCAUCAGACCAACUUAACCCCAAUCCUGCUGUUUUCUAGAUGUUUAGAGCCAUUGUUUGCCGAGUAAGGGUUUGGUUAAGACAAGAGAGUACAAGUGUUGUGGUCAACCAAAGGAUUAUGACUUUCUGUUGAACGAAAUGUUGAUUGCGUCAUGUCAUGUUUGUUUCUCAGUGCCAUUUCUCCUGUUUCUACUGAAUGGCAUACAGGAUGUAGUCUUAAGCCAUUGCUAUUUAAAUAUAGUUGAGAAUAAGUUGAUUUUGAGUUAAGUACAUUUUGUUUGUGUUCUAGAUGUACUGCAUGCCUCAUGUUGUAUUUCACAUUUGUAUUCUGUUUGGGACACUAAUAAUUAUUACUGAUGACUGAAAACUUCCCAUGAUGGUUUGUGGAGUGAGAAAUUCAGGUUAAAUAUCUUGCAAAUUAUAACACCCUACAAAGACAGAUGUAAAUGACACAUUUACGAUAUGCCCUGCCUGUGAAAUGAGAUGGAUAUCCAUGUGGGACUAACACUUACAGGGCUAGCUGCAACAGUAUGGUAUGGGAUACUACUCUCUCUCACCAGGCUGCUCAUUUGAACACAAUAUUUUCCUCCAACUAUACCAGUGGGACUGGGACAAUGAAAAAUACAGCCAUUCAUUGUGAGUGUGUCUGUGCAUGUCAAAUAUUGUAUGACAUUCUUUACGGUAUAAAUAAAGUUAUGAAACAUUCUUUAUGGUAUAAAUAAAGUUAUGAAACAA
This is a messenger RNA of Alosa alosa (allis shad), 2406 nucleotides long. RefSeq names its product islet cell autoantigen 1 (gene ica1). NCBI's taxonomy places the organism in Eukaryota, Metazoa, Chordata, Actinopteri, Clupeiformes, Clupeidae. Gene Ontology annotation, cellular component: Golgi apparatus. Gene Ontology annotation, biological process: regulation of transport. The transcript is spliced from 13 exons. The record is from RefSeq and is a predicted model, not a curated record. Bases 164 to 1603 code for a protein of 479 amino acids. Gene Ontology annotation, molecular function: protein domain specific binding.